Rubroshorea leprosula is the source of this 1580-nucleotide messenger RNA. The record is from the annotation of a GenBank genome assembly. NCBI's taxonomy places the organism in Eukaryota, Viridiplantae, Streptophyta, Magnoliopsida, Malvales, Dipterocarpaceae.
GUCUGUCUCGCGGUGUUUUAUAAGUAGUUCUCCACGCCACCCUUCACCGUCACCCUCUCUGUAAUGCCUGACCUGCGGCCGACUCCCCCCAAUUUCCACCAAAACCAUGCUCACAGCACGUAAGCUCAUGUUGUGAACACACGCGGACCUCUGUAUAUAAAAUAUAAACACUCUUUUCUCUUCUCUUCGUGCUCUUUCCUUCCCUUCAUGCAGCAGCAGCAAUGGGUAAUCUCUGCGCCAGCUUCGAGAGAAAACCAGUACCGGCGAAGCAAAGGUCUCCACAGCAUUCUUCGAACGUUCAACAGGGUCUGAAAUCCAGCAGGCGCUCGAGCCGGAUCCGACCGUCCCGAAGCAAAUCUGAUGAUUCUAUGCUUCAAGAGCAUGCUUUAGCUACUGCGAUCCUUUUCGGGCAACACCAGCUGGAUGGUGGUGCGUCGUUUCCGUUCAAUCGGUCAGUUCCGAAUUCUCCCUGGCCCAAGAAGGGGCAGUACUUGCCCAGCAGCUCAAGUUCGAGAGCCUGGUCGCCGGCUGACCCGCUCUUUCAGCCCCACCAGCUUGUUAAUCAGGAGAUAAAGCAUGAUGACUUGGAAACAAACCAUUUUGUCCUUGUCCAUGGAGGAGGAUUUGGUGCUUGGUGUUGGUAUAAAACAAUUGCGCUUCUAGAAGAAGGUGGUUUUAAAGUCACUGCAAUUGACUUAACUGGUUCUGGCAUUCAUUCUUUUGAUCCAAAUGGCAUUACCAGUCUUGCACAGUAUGUCAAGCCACUAACUGAUUUUCUCGAAAAACAUGCUGAUGGGGAGAAGGUGAUCUUGGUUGGGCAUGAUUUUGGUGGCACGUGCAUAUCAUAUGCAAUGGAGUUGUUUCCUUCUAGAAUUGCCAAGGCUGUUUUUAUUGCUGCAACAAUGGUGACCAAUGGACAGAGUACUUUGGAUAUGUUCUCCCAGCAGGCAGGUUCAAUUGAUCUGAUGCAGCGGGCUAGAAACUUUUUGUAUGCUAAUGGGAGCGAUCACCCACCAACUGCUGUUGAACUAGACAAGUCAUUAUCAGGGGACUUGUUAUUCAAUGAAAGCCCUUGCAAGGAUGUUGCAUUAGCUUCUGUUUUGAUGAGGCAAAUACCUUUUGCACCAGUUUUGGAAAAGCUGUCACUUUCUGAAAUGAAAUAUGGAUCUGUGAGGCGGUUUUAUAUGGAAACUCUUCAAGAUAACGCCAUUCCCAUCACACUGCAGGAGAGCAUGAUAAACUCAAACCCUCCAGAGAAGGUAUUCUGUCUCAAAGGUGCAGACCACUCACCAUUUUUCUCGAAGCCUCAAUCCCUACACAAAUUAUUGGUAGAUAUUUCAAAGAUCCCUUCAACUUGAAAGACUCUAGUCUUACAAGAAUUUCAGUUACAUGUUAAACCUUAGACAUUAUAGGUUUCGUGCAUCAGAGAAUGAGUUUGUUCAUAUAUUUUUCAUGUAGUUGUUGAGUCUCUUUUGUAAUUUGUCUUAUUUUUUUGUUUUACUGUCAUGGUCCAUUGAUCUUUACAUUUCGUACUUCUAGAUCUUACGCCUAAUUUUGUCUAAUAAAUAUUAGGUUCAAUA